UAGUGAUAUAUGUAUACCACCUUCAACUGCAAGCAAUCAAUUCUAUAAACAUGUUAUGAUUGUUCACCUAGACUACCUUGAUGCCGGAGCUAAUAUUAUUAUAACAGCUUCCUAUCAGGCAACCGUUCAGGGCUUUGAAGCCAAAGGCUUUUCCAGUGAAGAAGCUGAAUCUUUGCUUAGAAGAAGUGUUGAAAUUGCUUCUGAGGCUCGAGAAAUUUAUCGCGAAAGAUGCACCAAGGACUCUUGUGACCUGGUGCAAAAUGAAAGGAUUGCAGAGCGUCCUGUUUUGAUUGCUGCUUCCGUGGGAAGCUAUGGAGCUUAUUUGGCUGAUGGUUCAGAGUAUAGUGGAGAUUAUGGUGAUUCAGUUUCCCUGGAAGUGUUGAAGGAUUUUCACAGGAGAAGAGUUCAGAUUCUAGCCAAAUCAGGCACUGACCUCAUUGCAUUUGAGACAAUUCCAAACAAGUUAGAGGCUCAGGCAUAUGCCGAGCUUCUUGAGGAAGAAGGCAUAGAUAUUCCAGCAUGGUUUUCUUUCAAUUCCAAGGAUGGAGUGAAUAUGGUGAGCGGUGAUUCAAUUGAAGAGUGUGCCUCUAUUGCAGAUUCAUGCAAUAAAGUUGUUGCUGUAGGAAUCAACUGCACCCCUCCUCGAUUUAUCCUUGGAUUGAUUCAAUCCAUCAAGAAGGUGACAAGUAAACCAAUUCUAGUGUAUCCUAACAGUGGUGAGACAUAUGAUGCCGAACUCAAGCAAUGGGUGGUAAGUUUUUUGUUUUUCUAUCUUUGAAUUUUUCCAGGGACAAGACAUACUUAACAUUCAUUGUUAGCUGAACAA
Rubroshorea leprosula is the source of this 826-nucleotide messenger RNA. Lineage: Eukaryota; Viridiplantae; Streptophyta; Magnoliopsida; Malvales; Dipterocarpaceae. The record is from the annotation of a GenBank genome assembly.